AUGGCAGAUGGAUCUCGAACCGAAGCUGAACAACUGAACAAGAGCACCAAGGAGAAUUCCGGAGAAGAGUCCACUGGAGAAAGAAAUGAACAAGAGCUUCCGCAAAACGAAAAUAGUGAGACGUGGAAGAUUCAUAGGAAUGAAAUCAGCUCAUCUGAAGCCACAGAAGUUGGGCUUUUCGACUUCAACAACGACUAUCGUGCAGGUUAUAUUGAUGGUCUUGAAGCAAGGAGGGGUCGAAACUACGACAUUAAGGGCAAUAAAAUCCAUUCAAACAAAGGCCAGCGUGUGGGGAUUGGCAAAUUUGGCAACAACUACUCCAUGUCGAACGGAUCAUUCUUUCUUGGUGGGCUUAUUAUUCUAGUUUUUGCUAUAUAUAAUAUAUAUAGCGAAGCUAGCGGUACGAACAAGAAGAAAAUAUAA
Molecule: messenger RNA, 423 nt
Organism: Prunus armeniaca (apricot)
Lineage: Eukaryota; Viridiplantae; Streptophyta; Magnoliopsida; Rosales; Rosaceae
Source: the annotation of a GenBank genome assembly